AUGUCCAGCGGCAAUGUGGAAUUCCUGGGCGACAAUGUGGAAAUCCUGGAUUACGAAGCCGAGAGCGAGGCUCCCACCGCAGAGCAGCUUCCAGCGGCCGGUGCGGGAGACGGGAGCUGCCCCAUGCCCGUCGUGCUCACCGUCGAUAAUUUGCUGGCCAACAUCUCCACGGCAGAUCCGGCGGAACUGGAGCGGGCCUACAACACUGGACGUAUCUCUCUGGAGGAUAUUGUCGUAGCGGCCCGUCUAUCGUCUGAUUUUCCCCUUUUCCUUCCUCCUUUCUCGUUUCCCCCGGAAGAAAAAUUGCUCCUCUUACCCCACGAUAAGUUUAUGGCCUAUCGAGCGUUGAACGAGAUGUGGUGCAACGGCCUUGCCAGAAAGGUCGCACACGCGGAAGCACGGGAGAAGGCGGAGCGCGAGGACGCAGAGCAGGAGGAGGAGCGUGAGGCUGCUCGGGCUGCUGCUGCGAGGAAGCAGGCGGAGGAGCGUGAGGCUGCUCGGGCUGCUGCUGCGAGGAAGCAGGAGGAGGAGCGUGCGGCUGCUCUGGCGGAGCGUGAGGCGUACCUCCAAGCUGCUAGGGCGAAGCAGGGGGCGCUCCGAUCGCGGCUGGAGGAACUGGAGCCCCGCCACCAGGACCCGCGAACAGCAGCUUUGCCUUCCCCCUACCCCCGUCGUCGUAUUGUCGUCCCUCCCCCAUCGCAAUCCCAGGUGCCCCUUGGUUCCCGUAGUACCGCCUCGCCGCACAAGAAAGAGCGGGAGGUGGCGGCUACUCCGACGAACGAGAAGGGGCGGGAGAGGGCAGCGACUCCGGAGUUUUCGAUGACAUUGGGUCUUCCGGUCGGUGCGGAAGACGGAGCAUCGUGUGCGGCCGCAACCACGGUUUACGAGUCCCAUAUUGGCGAUACAGCGCCUCUUCACGCCCUGGACAUGUUUCUGAAGGGAACAAGGACUACAGUUGGUCGGCGGCUCCUGCGUCUAAGAGCUGGACGAACCGUUGGGGUGACCAAGAUUCGACGGCCAAGAGCGGGACGGACGACCACCGCCGCUCCACCCAGUCUUCGCGAGGGCUCGGCGUCGGAGAUAACGGGCGAGGGCAAGCCCUGGGGAACCAGCCUACCAGGUCUUCGCCGGCGAGCCGCCACCGUCGGAGCAGGAGUCGGAGCGCAGAACGUCAACAGCGCACCAAUCCUUCGUCUAGGCGUAGGCGCAGCCGGAGCGGAGACCAUCGUGGGAGAAACACGCCUUCGUCUAGGCGUAGCCGCAGCCGGAGCCAGAACCGGAGCGACGGCAACAGCAGGGCGUCCAGCACUGACAGCAGUCGCGGCGGAAAAGGGGGACGGAGGUCAGGCCACGGUAACAGGCAAGUGAUGCAUGAUCGGGGUGGUUUUCGUAGCUCUGGGUUGUUGGGGGAAAACAAGGAUGCUUCAGAAGACGCUUCUCUCUGUUCUUCGCCGCUUGUUCUACGCCCUCCCGCUGAUGUAGGCCAACCGACCAUGUCUUCUUUGGCGUUCAAACUUGCCAACAUGCAACUUCGUGAACAUUCAGCCGCUGUGAAAAGCCAUGCCCCUGCCCAUGCCGUUAUGGAUCAUCCCACAUCCUACUUGACUUUGGACGAACGUGUUGAGUCACCACGCCAUGCUGCAUCACACGCCUCGACUUCGGCUUCCCGUUCUAAAAUGCUGUUGGAACAAGUACUCACUCUCCUGCGAGAAAAUCAAGUAGUGGAUGCUGCUGCCGACGCGAAUGUACAACCUCCUGUGCCCCCCCACGCUCCUGGCGUGCCACCACCUGCCCCAUCUUUUUCUCCACGAACGCAUCUGACACCGCUGCAAGACCACGCUUCGAGCUUUUCGGGAGCUCCUGUAGGGCGCGAUGUUCGUGCCGAAACCGCUGCCAGGGCCACGUCAGGAUCAUCGUCAUUAGCCACGAUGUCGGCGACAGUACCGGUCAGACCUGCGGUGGCACCGUCAGCGUCGGCAGCCCCAGCCCUGUUGCAACAGCCUUUGGUGGUAUCGCCCCCCCCCCUCCAGCGUGCGUCUGUUCCGAUUGAUCCUAGCUCUGCAACCGGCCACAUGGUCGCGCCACCGGGUCAAACGACAUUGCCGUUGCCACAGGAUGAUGCUGGUUUGCCUUUGUCUUCCACAGGAGCGAGAGCGCGGCAGGAAGCUCUGGACGCUGCGGACGCCGCUGCAGCGGAGGCCGACACCAUCCGCAUUCAAGACAAGAUGGACAAGCUGAAGCCGGAACAACUUGUUAGUGUCACACGCUUGCCCCUCGGUCCUGAUCCUGAUGAAUUUGCUCGCUUCGCGUCUAGCUGCACGGGUGCGGUCACAGAGAUCCUCAA
Molecule: messenger RNA, 2344 nt
Organism: Ectocarpus sp. CCAP 1310/34
Lineage: Eukaryota; Phaeophyceae; Ectocarpales; Ectocarpaceae
Source: the annotation of a GenBank genome assembly